UCUCCACUCUCUUCCUUCCCUCAUUCCCAACUCUCUGCCCUAAUUUUCCGCUUCUAUUUUCUCUCUUCUCUAUCAAUGGCGCUCCGGAGAUCAAUUUCCCACCGCUUUCUCUCUUCUUCUUCCCCUCUCACUCUCAUCUUCCGCCGCCACUAUCUCUCUCCUCCCCCUGAUUCCGCCGGAAGGUCUGUUUUCCGACGCUUUCUUCAGAGGAGAGCCAUCUACCAUUCACCUUCCGCGCCUCGGAUUCCCGAGAUUUUGUCCAUACCUGUUGGCGAUAGGCUUCGAGAGAAGCUCGGAGCUAGCAACAUUGCCGGAGACCGAAUCCGCCUCGAUGGCCUCAUUCCUCCUUCGUCUAAUUUUGCGAAUGGGCCUUCUGUUUCUGGAUGUGGAAUUUCAAUUGAUGAUGCUAGAAAGAUCAUAAGGCUGUCGCAGGCCGAGAAGAUUAAGGCCAAAUUGAGAGAUAUUCCGAAGCCUUCGAUCUCUUACUCGGACUUUACUCGGAUCUGUGUUGAAGAUUGUGGGAAUAACGAGGAACAAGGUGCGGAAUUCGCUAAGUUGUUGGAUGAAUCUGGAAGCGUCAUCGUUCUUGGGAAUAUUGUGUUCCUCCGCCCCGAUCAGGUAGCAAAAUCAAUGGAGACGAUGAUAUCUGGAGCAAUAGCAACACCAAACGACCCAAGACUGAAAGAACUAGAAGAAAUGGAGAAGCAAAAGGCUAUAAUCGACAAAAAGGCCAAGGCCCAAGUUCAAGCGGAGCUUAUAUGCGGAUUGGGCCUGAUAUUGGGCCAAACAUUGGGCUUCAUGAGGCUUACAUUUUGGGAGUUAAGUUGGGAUGUAAUGGAGCCCAUUUGCUUCUUCGUUACAUCUCUUCACUUUGCACUCGGCUAUGGCUUCUUCCUCUCAACCUCCACAGAGCCCACUUUCGAGGGCUUCUUCCGACGUCGUUUCAGAGCCAAACAGAAGAAACUCAUGGCUUCUCAUAACUUCGAUAUCAACAUUUACAAUGAACUUAGAAGAAUUUGCUAUCCAAAUCAUAGAGCAGCUUCACCCCAUGAAGAAGGGGCUUUGUUUUCUGCUCCUCACACUUUAUCAUAAUCUUUUAUUGUUCUAAUCAUUCCAAUAUUUUCACUUCAAUUCUGAAAAUUUGGGAAUUUAGGAUUCAGUUUUUACAUUUUUUUUCCUUUUUUGGUGUUGUAAUUUAAAACGGUUUUGGACUUAAUACAACAAGUGAAUAUUGAAAAAGGGAAAAA
Molecule: messenger RNA, 1247 nt
Organism: Benincasa hispida (wax gourd)
Lineage: Eukaryota; Viridiplantae; Streptophyta; Magnoliopsida; Cucurbitales; Cucurbitaceae
Product: calcium uniporter protein 5, mitochondrial-like
Biological process (GO): mitochondrial calcium ion homeostasis; calcium import into the mitochondrion
Cellular component (GO): uniplex complex
Molecular function (GO): calcium channel activity; uniporter activity
Source: RefSeq, a predicted model, not a curated record